AUGGGCCGCUCAUUGAAUAGGGGAAUCCUUCAAAACUCGCCAAAGAAUAAGGAAUACCCUUAUCCUCCGUGGUUCUUUCGCGUCCUCGGUCCUUAUGUCCUUAGCGAUCGUUCGCCCUGUGGCUACGAGUUUGAUGAGGACCUCUCUGAUCUAGAGGAAAAGGGAGCAGAGAGUUAUGAAGAGUGGCCAACGAGGAAAAGAAGAAAAUUUGAGGAUAGCGAUCGGGAAAGCGACGAAGACGAAGACGAAGACGAAGACGACAGUACAUCUGAGAGAUCACAUGCUGAUUCUUUGGCCGACGUUUACUAUGAAUUCAAAGAAAUACGCGAAGAACGAAAAAGGGAGCUUGAACGGGAACGACAAGAUAUACUCGACAUGAUUCAGUCCGAAAGCGGAAUGGAAAACAAGGUCAACCAGGCAUACCGUUCUUUCAUGGACGCCCCAAAGGAGGACAAACUGACCUCCAUGCCGUCUCUUCAUGCCACCACUUACAUCAUUCAUUGCCGAGACCAACCUAGAUAUUUUUACAAUGGAUUGGGACCGGGAUAUGUUGAAUUUUACCACCUAUCAGUGGAGGAUAAUUUUGGUUCCAAUUCACCGCCAGAUUUUGACCAGAAGAGGAUAUACGGGCAUAUCUAUAUCAACGCAAGCAACAGCAUCGAGUUUGAACCAUUUGAUCCACCGGAUGAAUUCAGUGGGUCGGAUUUCAUAAUAUCACCUUUCCCGAGUGGCCCCCAUGAAGUGCGAAUCAAGUUUUUCAGCAAGGAUUACAUCAAAAUGAGUAUCCCUAGAGAGCUGGCAUUUGAGAAUAAAGAUCCGCCUGCCGAUGCUCCUGAUGUCUUUGAGUACGUGGGUGUUCGGCGCGAUUGGGAAAAGUGGAAGGCAGAAAGAAAAAGAAUGUGGGAGGAAGCGGAGAAAAAUCGGCCCCCUUCACCUCGCGACAGUUGGUUCGAGAGAACCCAUCCGAGGGGGUUCUGGAAUCAAGGACGGUGGUAA
Penicillium subrubescens is the source of this 996-nucleotide messenger RNA. RefSeq lists its product as uncharacterized. Bases 1 to 996 code for a protein of 331 amino acids. The transcript has a single exon. Lineage: Eukaryota; Fungi; Ascomycota; Eurotiomycetes; Eurotiales; Aspergillaceae. The record is from RefSeq and is a predicted model, not a curated record.